Molecule: messenger RNA, 4702 nt
Organism: Bactrocera oleae (olive fruit fly)
Lineage: Eukaryota; Metazoa; Arthropoda; Insecta; Diptera; Tephritidae
Product: protein tramtrack, beta isoform
Biological process (GO): regulation of transcription by RNA polymerase II
Cellular component (GO): nucleus
Molecular function (GO): protein binding
Source: RefSeq, a predicted model, not a curated record
AAAUUUUUAUAUAUUAUAUUUGAGUUAAUUUUUUGCUAUUAAGUCACCACUUAACUUGUUCGAAAAAUAUUUUUGCGAAGUAGUUUGAUUAAAUCCAAUAUAUUCAUGUCAACCGGAGCGUAUGAGUAACAUUUGAACCACCUGCUCUUUGAGAAUAUAAUGCAAACCUUAUUCUCUCAUCCUCUCACCUUUCCACAACCGCUCUCGAUCGUGCUCACUUGAUUUCACGGGGGAUCGCCAUGGCAAUGCGCUCUUCUUCCGAACCUCUUCUCUCAUUAACUGCUCGCUUUUGCAAAACAUUCAUCAAGCGACGCCGCGAUCGGUUUAUUUUUGUUUACAAUUUCGUUUGUUUUCGAAACAAGUGUCCCAAAAUUAAAACAAUAAAAACGCCACAAUCAAAAUAAACACAAAUAAUGGGCGAACAAGCAAAGCAACUAUCAAAACAAAUACAACAAUUAAAAUGCAAUACACAAAUUUAGGGGAAAAAUGAGUGUUCGCUUUGUAUGUUUGUAUAAUCUAAUUUUUUGUAUUUUUUCGACACACACAUACACACACACAAGAAUACACUUGUGCUACGUUAAGCCGCAAGACAAAUUUGCUUUGACAACGAUGAGCCAUCGGUGGCGUAUUGAAACAACACGCACGCCCAGACAACGCUGCAGCUGGUGAACGCCAUUGGCGGACGGACAUGCAGAUUUUUCAGACGAAGACGAAACGCUGACAACGUCGACUGGCGGAAAGGCGACGACGACAGUGACGAUGUUGUCGCUGUGAUUGUGUGUGCUGACGCUCAUUGCAGUGUGUUUGGACGGCGAUAAUUACGUUGAGCUGCAACAAACACAUACAAAUACCGUUGUGUUAUUGCAUGCAAGUGCUGAGUGUGAGCGCUGUGCGUUGCCUCGUCUGCGUACUCAUAAAAACGGAAAAGCAAACUACUAUUUAGGCAAAUGAAAUGUGAAAUAAAAUCAUUAUCUCAUACACACACACAUACUUAAAUGUUUAUAUGCUGAUAUACAAAAAAUACAAAAGGUGUGAAUUGAUUACUUUUACAAAUGGCUUUUGUUUACAAUUUUAGCAAUAAAAUACAUACAUACAUAUAUAUAUAUACAUAUAAAAUUUUCCGUGUGUGCAUAAUAAACGUGCAUUAAGAAAAAAGUGUGAGAAAUUAGUGAAAUAAUUAAUUUUUGCGUGAACUGUAAAGGAUUUAUGGUCAUUUUUACAAUUUAAGAAUUAACUGAAUACUUGCGGAAAUCAUUUCCAAACGCUAACCGUGCGCGCUUGUGUGCAGAAUAAACAAAAUAUAUGUGCGUUUGAACUGAGUGAUCGUGUGCAUCUCAUUUGGAUUAUGGAAAAUGUUACUGCGACCGCAACAGCAGCCACCAUACGUCAGCAACAACAGCAAUUACAACAGCAUCAACAGUUGCAGCAACACCAUCAAGAACAACAGCAACAGCAUGAACAUCAACAGCAAUUUUGCUUGCGUUGGCACAAUCAUCAGACUAGUCUUCUGAGCACACUGCCAGUGUUAUUAGAUCAAUCCCAUCUCACCGAUGUUACCAUUUCGGCAGAGGGGCGUACUUUGCGUGCGCAUAGAGUUGUGCUCAGCGCCUGCAGCACUUUCUUUCUGGAGCUCUUUCGUACAUUGGACACCAACAGCCAUCCCAUUAUUAUCAUACCAGGCGCUUCGUUUGCAGCCAUUGUGGCGCUGCUCACCUUCAUGUACUCCGGUGAGGUGAAUGUGUAUGAGGAACAGAUACCGAUGUUGCUUAAUCUGGCAGAGACCUUAGGCAUUAAAGGGCUAGCAGAUGUACAGAAUAAUUUACAGAAAGGAAAUAGACGCGCUGCAACCGCACCACCGGCGCCACCACCGCCCGCACAUGACUUUUUCGAUGCCUUGCGUAAAGAAGAGUCCGAAACACCGCCUACGCCACCGUCCCCACCAGCAGCGCCAACAACUUCUAUGGCACCGCCGACGCUGCCACCACCUUUAGCCUCCACUGUACCAACGCCAAACGCGCAAUUACCUUUACUUUCCGCCGCCAGCGUUCCGAACGCAUUCAAUUCGUCGCUACUCGGCAGCAAGCUCCCCACACCGCUUGAGAGCUUGUUUCUCAAGUCUUUGCAAUUUUAUCCGAAUUUGCUGCCGCAACCACUUAAUUUCUCACAAACAGCGCUGAAUAAAACUAACGAACUGUUGGCUAAAUACCAACAGCAAUGCAACAGUUUGUACCAGGAUGCGCUGAGCUUGUCCGCCAAGGAGAUUUCUCCAACAUUCGCCGCUGAAGACUAUGCACCAACUGGCCCAGUAUAUACUGGCGCGAUCGAUGAGGGUGGCCUUGGUUAUGGCGCUGCAAAACGUUUCUGUUUGGGUGAAAAACAGCGCACAUUAACCUUAUCAAUGGCGCAGCCGCAAAUGACACAUCUGCACUAUCAGCAUCAACAGCCACAUGCACCGUCCCCACAAGCACAUAUGCAACACACAUUAACACAUACACAAACGAAUUCACCACAACAAAAAGACAUUAAACGUAUUGAUAAGAUUGUCGAAAAUUUACGGAAAACGCCAACAGUCAGCGAAAGCGGCUUGUUGGGCGCACCUUGUGCGCCACAAACAAUACAGCAGCAGCGUCAAUCGCCACAACAGCCGCACCAAAGCUUACAUGGUCAGCUCCAGACGCCGUCGCUGAGCGUGAAGACAUCGUUGGGCGGCAACUAUACGCCCACCUUGCAAUCACCACAUUUGAGUGGCAACAAAUCCCCUUGGUCUUUGUCUGCGACAGCAUCUUGCGGUACGACGCAGAGUCAAUUACAGCAGCAGCACCAACAACACGCACACGCUAUGCCUUAUUUGAGUGCCGAGGAGCAGGUGGCCAAACUGCAGCAACAAAUCGAUCAGUUUGCCAGCUGCAGCCGUAGUGUGGCAGCAACUGUAACUACUGCAUCGGGCGCCGGUAGUAGUGAGCUUAAAGCUAACGCGCAGUCCGAUACGAAUUUAUUGGGUACAUUGACAGAUAAGCCGUCCGCGGGCUCAGUACAUGCGUCCAACACGUCGAAUGCGCCGAAUACAAACACACAGCAGAAGCCACCGUCCAACUCGAAAUUGUAUGCGACCUGCUUUAUAUGCCACAAACAGCUCAGCAAUCAAUAUAAUUUGCGUGUACACCUGGAAACCCAUCAGAAUGUACGUUAUGCUUGCAACGUCUGUUCGCAUGUGUCGCGCAGCAAGGAUGCGUUGCGGAAGCAUGUCUCUUAUCGCCAUCCCGGCGCACCUUCGCCCUGCGAAUCGGAAGCGCGUCGCAAACGUGCCUCUAAAGCGGCUAAUGCCUCACCGCCCGUCAUUACAGUCUCCACGCCAACAAGCGCAAGCAAUUCAAGCAGCGGCAGCGUCACGCCCACCUCGCCUGCAGCCGCUGUCAGCGCACCAUUUCAGUUGAAUCCAUUAAAUACGAUUGUCACGUCAGCUGCAACUACAGCGGCCAACUCAAGCGGCAGCACGUCUGCUUUGGAAGCGGAAGCGCAAAUGGUCGCGGCAGCACAAUUGAGUUCCGCGUAUAUGUUUCUACCAAAUCAAUUUCACUUAGCGGCUGCAGCAGCUGCUGCUGCACAACAACAACAGCAGCAGCAGCAACAACAACAAUUACAUAAUGCCAUAGAUGCUUCAAAUACAGCAGCAACUGUUGCAGCUCUAAGCUUUGCGGCAACUUCGGCAACAUCUGCGCCAACGACUACAACAACAGCGAAUGGUGAAGAUAGUGCUGCCAGCUUAUUGGCCAGUAAUAUGCAUAUAAAACGUGAACCCAGUCCAGCUAUAAGCAGUCCGGGGAUGCGGCAACAAAUUAGCAGCAAUAAUAAUAGCCUGGGCGGCGGAGCGGAUAUGAGUCCAACAAAUUUGCCUUAAUUAAAAUGGUUGCGUUACCUAUUUUAGACACACCAAACACAUUUUAGAGCACUUUUUCCACACUUACUAACUUAGUUAUGUCUAUUUUAAAUUUGUCACAAUUUUAUUAGCGUUAUUAUUGCUUAUUUAGUAGUUAAAAAGCGGCUAUUAGACAUAAGUCCUAUAAAGACCUUUGAUUUCACGUCAAUCCAAUCGUUAGCCCCGGCUGUGAUAAUUAGUGAAAACCGUUUAAUUAAUUUAUUUUAUUCAAUAACUUUUAGUUAUUUCUUAUAUAUAAUAGUAGCAAUCAGUUAGCACUUAAGUAUUGCCACUGAUAUCCGAACAGCUGUCACUGUUUGUUUACAUUUUCGCAGUUUUCAAAGUCAAAUAUCCGUAAUACAAAGGCUAUAUUACUUAAUGCUAUACUUUUCCGAAGAAUUUAAGUUGUAUAGGCUCGAUAGCAACAAAAAGUCGAGUUUACCGAUAGUUCGCCAAAUUUGCGUCUAUCUGCUUUGCAGUUUGCGAGAGGCCUAUUGUCACAGCAAGCACAUAUUUGGUUAUUGAUUAGCUAUCUUUCACUUUAUAUCUAUAACCACUUUAUAUACACCACUUCUAUUUGCUUAAGACACCGUAAAUCUACUUCUACAUACUUCUAACAGAGAAAUUAACACUUGGGCUAAUCUGCUUGGCCGUUUCUUAAAGACGUUAAGAAACACACAGCAGACUCACAUUAUGCACUAUAGAGUUAUACACUUCUUCUAGUUGCGAUUUCACACAAUAAAUUUGUUAAAAAUACACUUUGCACACUCUUAACAAAAAAAAAAA